Messenger RNA from Pseudopodoces humilis (Tibetan ground-tit), 1930 nucleotides. It is a transcript of the gene FGGY, whose product is annotated as FGGY carbohydrate kinase domain containing. Gene Ontology annotation, biological process: pentose metabolic process; carbohydrate phosphorylation. Lineage: Eukaryota; Metazoa; Chordata; Aves; Passeriformes; Paridae. Gene Ontology annotation, molecular function: D-ribulokinase activity. Gene Ontology annotation, cellular component: cytoplasm. The record is from RefSeq and is a predicted model, not a curated record.
ACCACAAAGUCUAAAUUGCUGCUGCUGAAAGCUUGUGCUGAGCUUGGGCCUGUGCUGAUGUGAGAGUACAGCCCCUCCUGCCUCGUGGCUUUAACAGAAAGGUUUUAUUAAAAAUGCCAGGUGAGAAGCAGACUGCAAUGAAAUACUACGUUGGAGUUGACGUGGGCUCAGCCAGCGUUCGCGCGGCUCUGGUGGACGGGUUUGGGACGGUGGUGGCACAUGCAGAACAGCCCAUCCAGAUUUGGGAGCCACGGCCAGACCACUAUGAGCAAUCCUCUGCAGACAUCUGGGCUGCCUGCUGCUCUGUCACAAAGGAAGUUGUCCGUGGAGUGGAUGCCAGCCAGAUCCGAGGGCUUGGUUUUGAUGCUACCUGUUCCCUUGUUGUGGUGGAUAAACAGUUGCAGCCUUUGGCAGUCAACUCUGAAGGACAGAACCAUAGGAAUGUGAUCAUGUGGAUGGACCAUCGUGCAGCAAGCCAAGUCAAGCGCAUCAAUGCAACCCAGCACAGAGUUCUGAACUAUGUAGGGGGAGCCCUGUCUGUGGAAAUGCAGCCACCUAAAUUGCUCUGGAUAAAGGAAAACUUGCCAGAAUCAUGGAAGAAGGUUGGCUACUUCUUUGAUCUUCCGGAUUUCUUAUCUUGGAAAGCCACAGGUGUCACUGCAAGGUCUCUCUGUACAGUGGUGUGCAAGUGGACAUACUCAUCAGACAGAGGUUGGGAUGACAGUUUCUGGAAAAUGAUUGGCUUGGAAGAUUUGGUGAAGGAUAAGUAUGAAAAAAUAGGACAGCACGUCUUGUCUCCUGGAGAAGCUGUUGGGAAAGGUCUAACGCCAGACGCUGCGAAAGAUCUCGGUCUCCCCGAAGGGAUUGCAGUGGCAGCAUCUCUCAUUGAUGCACAUGCUGGAGGACUAGGAGUGAUUGGAGCAGAUGUGAAAGGACAUAACCUUCCAUGUGAGAACCAGCCGAUUACAUCCCGAGUCGCUAUGAUCUGUGGAACAUCUUCGUGCCACAUGGGGGUCAGUGAAUCCCCCAUUUUUGUGCCUGGUGUUUGGGGACCAUAUUUCUCUGCGAUGGUACCUGGAUUGUGGUUGAAUGAGGGAGGCCAGAGUGCUACAGGAAAACUGAUCGAUCAUGUGGUGCGAGGCCACGUCGCCUUCCCAGAAUUAGAGGCAAAAGCUGCAGCCAGUGCUCACAGUAUAUAUACAUACUUGAACAGUCACCUGGAUCUGAUUAAGAAAUCUUUGCCUGUGGGUUUCCUCACUGUUGAUUUACAUGUUUGGCCAGAUUUCCAUGGUAACAGAUCUCCCUUAACAGAUCUGACACUAAAGGGCAUGGUUGUUGGACUAACAUUGUCUCGGGGUCUGGAUGAACUUGCCCUUAUCUACCUGGCCACAAUCCAAGCCAUUGCUUUAGGAACAAGACAUAUUUUGGAGGUGAUGCAGGCUGCAGGACAUGACAUCACCACGCUGUUCCUGUGUGGUGGGCUGAGCAAGAACCCUCUCUUUGUGCAGAUGCAUGCUGACAUUACUGGCAAGCCUGUUGUGCUGUCCAAAGAAGUGGAGUCUGUUUUGGUGGGUGCUGCUAUUCUUGGAGCUUGUGCUUCUGGGGAUUUCGCAUCUAUCCAGGAGGCCAUGGCGAAAAUGGGGAAAAUUGGGAGAGUCGUGCAGCCCAACCAUGAGCAUAAAAGAUUUUAUGACAAGAAAUACGAAGUAUUUUUGAAGCUUGUGGAGCACCAGAGAGAGUAUCGCUCCAUCAUGAACAGCUUGUGAUCCAGAGGGAGGGAAUCUGGGAACAGCAGGGAUAACAAAUUUCCAGGCAUGUGUGAUGCGGGUAAUUUCUUCUUACUGUACUGUCCAUGUUAAAAAUAUACAAAAUACACUUUUAUCAUUGAAAGUAUACAUUUUAAUUUUUAAUGAGAAAUAAAAUGCAGUCA